Zychaea mexicana is the source of this 513-nucleotide messenger RNA. RefSeq lists its product as uncharacterized. The transcript has a single exon. The record is from RefSeq and is a predicted model, not a curated record. The annotation marks the transcript as partial. Lineage: Eukaryota; Fungi; Mucoromycota; Mucoromycetes; Mucorales; Lichtheimiaceae.
AUGCGCUUCAAAGAUCGUCGCGUUGUUGUGGAAAUCACUCCCGCGACCGAUGAACAACGUCGUGAACUGGAGACACAUGGCCUAAAGAUCAAUAAUCAUGCCAUCUUUGGUACUCCUGCAAUCCGCAAAGGCUCGGGUUUUCUGACAGUGAACCUGUACGAUCUGCCUCACGUCACUGAAACAAUGCUUAGUAGCUCUAUCCAAACUAUGCUUGGACCAUACAGCAAGAUUCUCGACAUCAGUCUUUUCCGAUCUGCCCAACACGGUUUUUUCAUGGGCCAAGGAUGUGUUUCUAUGGAUGUUACACACUCUGAUCAGCCAUUGUUCACACACACGUUGCCAUUCCCUGAUUUCGACGAUCAUUUCGUCUGCGCUUUUUGGGAUGGCUCUCCACCUUACUGUCGCAUUUGCCGUGGCGACACUCAUGAAAAGGAACACUGCCCUAAAGCCAAGUCUCGACAUGUUCAAGGCUGCUCCCGUUGCGGAAUCUAUGGUCAUACUCAGUCGUCUUGU